Molecule: messenger RNA, 1304 nt
Organism: Sinocyclocheilus anshuiensis
Lineage: Eukaryota; Metazoa; Chordata; Actinopteri; Cypriniformes; Cyprinidae
Gene: epcam
Product: epithelial cell adhesion molecule
Exons: 10
Coding region: 119-1042 (307 amino acids)
Cellular component (GO): membrane
Source: RefSeq, a predicted model, not a curated record
CCUGUUGCGCGUUUAGAUAAGUCGUUCGGCCGGCGAAAGAGAAGAUAUCUGCGGGAUCUAUUCGAGAGUCAACAAAAAGCGGAAUAACUUUGUCCUUAAAGCUUUGUUCUUAUCCACGAUGAAGGUUUUGAUCGCCUUGUUUGUUGUGGCGUUAGUGGAUGUGGUCGCAUCACAAUGUUCUUGUAACAGUAUGAAAUGGGCCAAAUGUGAUGGAGACCCAUGCCAGUGCACUCUUCAAUUUUCUCCAACAAACAAGCAACCGCUUGAUUGUACAAAAUUGAUUCCCAAGUGCUACCUCAUGAAAGCGGAGAUGUAUCGUGCCAGGAACAACCUGACCACAAGAUCAAUUAGUGGGAAACCUGUAGAAACUGCCUUUGUGGACAAUGAUGGCAUCUAUGACCCAGAGUGUGAGAGUGAUGGAAAGUUCAAGGCUAUCCAGUGUAAUGGCACUGAUGUGUGCUGGUGCGUCAACAGUGCUGGUGUGCGCAGAAGUGACAAGGGAGACAAGAACAUCAAGUGUGAGCCCGUGGAGACCUAUUGGGUUCGCCUGGAACUGAAGCAUAAAGCAAAUGACGCAACCGUUCCUCUUGAUGCUACCAAACUGAAGACUGGGAUUGAGAAUGCUUUGCUGGAACGUUACAAGUUGGAUAAGAAAUUUGUAUCUGAGGUUAAGUAUGACAGAGAUGGCCGUCUCAUUGUUGUGGAUGUCAAAAAGCCUGAGAAAGAACGUAUUACAGACCUGUCUCUCAUGACUUACUACAUGGAGAAGGAUAUCAAAGUUAAGCCCCUCUUUCAAGACGAAAAACCAUUUGAAGUCAGUGUUGAGGGAUCAAAGGUGUCCAUGGAGAACAUCCUGGUGUACUAUGUAGAUGAAGUGGCGCCCACCUUCACCAUGCAGAAGCUGACUGGUGGUAUCAUUGCUGUCAUUGUGGUGGUCAGCUUGAUUGUGAUUGCGGGACUUCUGGUUAUGUUCUUCCUCGCACGGCGACAGAAGGCCCAGUACAGUAAAGCACAGCCCAGAGAGAUGGAGACCAUGUCUUAAAGCUAUUAAUAACGUCUCAUGUACCUGAGUCUGACACUGGGAUGUGCCCUAUGCUGAAGCUUAAACCUGCUGUACUUUUUUGCUUGUGACAUUUUUCAUGUUCGAUAAACUAAGUGUCUGUUACAUGCGGAGUACAGUUUUUGUUUUUAAAUGUUUGUUACAUUUUUUGCUAUUUAAUGAGGGCUCAUUUUCAAUUGGAUCAACAUUUUAACACUGUACAGUUUGACUUGUAAGUUUUUAAUAAAAUUUGUUUGUGUUUAAA